UGUCGGGCUUUAGGACACAGAGGAGUCCUGUCCCAGGCGCACUGUACACGUCACGACAUCCAAUCUCAGUCAGAUGUGGACAGUGACGUCCCCAGCGUCGGACCGGGUCAAGUAGACCCGGGUUCCACAACACUUGUUGUGGAGGUCGGUGGCGGCAGAAUAAUGAGCGGGAAGAGCCUUUUACUGAAGGUGAUCCUGCUCGGAGACGGAGGGGUGGGCAAGUCCUCCUUGAUGAACCGCUACGUCACAGACCGCUUUGACUCCCAGUCGUUUCACACCAUCGGUGUGGAGUUCCUCAACAGGGACCUGGAGGUGGACGGGCGCCUGGUGACGCUGCAGAUCUGGGACACCGCGGGCCAGGAGCGCUUCAAGUCGCUGCGCACGCCCUUCUACAGAGGUGCCGACUGCUGCCUGCUCACCUUCGCAGUGAAUGACCUGCAGAGCUUCCAGAACCUCUGUGGCUGGAAGAAGGAGUUCAUGUAUUACUCUGACGUCAAGGACCCGGAGAGGUUUCCUUUUGUGGUUCUGGGCAACAAAGUUGACAUGGACGAGAGGGAAGUCGGGGAGGAAGAAGCAAGAGCCUGGUGCGAGGAGAAUGGCUGCUGUCCCUACUUUGAGACCAGCGCCAAGGAUGACACCAACGUCACAGCUGCAUUUGAGGCGGCAGUGAGGGAGGUCCUCACCGCAGAGGACCACGUGGACCACUCGCUACUUAGCGGUACUAUUGAUCUCCACGGCAACCGCAAAGCAUCUCGUGCGUCAUGCUGCUAAGUGGUCGGGUAUGAAAGUUUGUUUUAGCUGAGACCAAAUCAAACCCGUGGAUCCGUCCACUUGUGGUUCUUAGGUGCACGUGACCAACACGUGGCAGAGAUGGUACUUUUCAGAAGCUUCACAUUAUUUCUUAACUACGGUACAAGCUCGGCUGUUGACACUGGUGAGGCGUUUACUUCACGGUUCUCAUUGUUGGAUGAAUCCCAGCUUGGACCUUCAUAUUUACGCUUCCCAUGACAUUUCAUCAGGGUGUGCUCUAGGUUGGCUCCGAUAUCUCUUGAACUUCAGACACUUGAGCUCUGAAGGUUGCACAAGUUGCCGGCCUUCAGCUGUUUGGAGUUUAUACGACCCGACAUCCUCCCCCCCCCCGAGAUAACAACUCUCUUAAAGAAGCACAGGAAAAAGCAGUCCGGGAUGGGCGUGACCGCGUCAGUGCUGCUGCAUCACUGGAGGCGUCACCAAAGGUUUUGUCCUCACCUGAACCCUGUCGUGAAGCAGAGUUUGAUCUGCUGUGGCUCCGUCCUGUCUGAUAUUUAAAUGAGCUUCCAGUGUGGCACUGAUUGCACUGUUUUCUCGACGCCUCAUAAUUAGAACCGUUACCAAUAAUUGUGGUAAUUAAGGCGUGUUUACAGUUUCCCCGUCUGCUUUGUUGAUUGCGAGGAAAGGUUUAACAUUCGGGUCCAGUUGCGUGCUGUUUAACCUUGAAGAGGCUUGCGAGCGUCGCUGCGCGGUGCAGGUCUGGACUGAAUGUGAGAUGAGCUCACAGAUGAGGCAACUGCUACUGCGCCGCAGUAUUUUCACAAGUAUUACGUGACGGACUCAGUUCAGCUCACAGCCAAUUGUUUAACCGUCCAGUAUUCCUUUGUUUUCCCACUACUAUUCAUGGUGUUUUUUUUAUGGAAGCUUCAGUGUUGACUCACUUUUGCUUCAUGCUGUGUUUACUCUCUGGAGCUGCUGGUGCUCUCAGACCGAUGUCCAGGCGUUUCUCGUCGAGGCCCACAGUUGCAUCAUUGCGUUCACGUGUGUUCCAACAUGAAAACCGGUACGUUGAAGGUGAAGCAAAUCCAUCCAGGCGAGGUCACGCCGCAUUGUUCUCUGUACGAACGCAGGCUUAUAAAUAUGGAUGCCUGUUGUGUGGUUGCACUUCAGUGUUUCAGCAGUUCUGUUCCAGAUGCAGGAGCUGCUGUUGAUGCCGCGCAGCGCAUGACACAGAGAUCAAACCUAGAGCAAUGCAAGUCUCACUGGAGGACUCAACUUUGAUCCAUUAUUUAAGGCCUCCAUGUAGCCCCAGUGUGGCGUUCAGGUACGUCAGAGCCUUUUUAAAUGUUCCUUAUUAGAUGACUAGAAGGGAAUAAUUCGAAGGAUGAUUUAACUCUGCUAACUCUCUUGGCUGCAUUGUUCGUCUUAAAGCCACAUACGGGUUAAAUGUCUGUCAAAUAAACCAUGACUUAUGUUGGUUACCUGACACUAAGAGUCCUGCUGAGCUGGUACUCCACACGCAUCACUGUAACACUGUCAUGGAUGUACAUGCUGCCCUCGGGGCAAAUUACAAAGGGCAUUUCUCUCAUGUAAAAGCAACACUGUUUCAACUUGUUUGACUGUGAGCUUUGUUUUGCUGAUUCAUUGUCAAACCCCGCCCCCUUUUUUGCACUACAGACGACUGGUUGUGCCUUUUUUUGCUGGCGCAGCAGUUAUUACUGUCCAACGCUUGAAUACGAAUAAAUAUGCGACAUCCCAAACCAA
Synchiropus splendidus (mandarinfish) is the source of this 2514-nucleotide messenger RNA. RefSeq names its product RAB9B, member RAS oncogene family (gene rab9b). Bases 163 to 771 code for a protein of 202 amino acids. Gene Ontology annotation, molecular function: GTPase activity; GTP binding. NCBI's taxonomy places the organism in Eukaryota, Metazoa, Chordata, Actinopteri, Syngnathiformes, Callionymidae. Gene Ontology annotation, biological process: retrograde transport, endosome to Golgi; Rab protein signal transduction. Gene Ontology annotation, cellular component: phagocytic vesicle; late endosome; lysosome. The transcript has 2 exons. The record is from RefSeq and is a predicted model, not a curated record.